AUGUUCAAACAUGAGGUCAGCCAGCCUCAGCUGUUGCUCUACCAGGCAGAGAAAGUUCUGGAGUCCAACGCCUGUGAAACCAUCGAAGCUGUUGGGAGACUUCUCUUUCGUCACUACCAGCACUUGCCGGCCAGUGCACGGCAGAUGGCCGAAGGUCUUGAGAAGCGCCUGCGCGACUGCGGAGGAGCAGCCUUGGAGGCAGCGGCGGUGUUGCUGUUGGCCCGGGACGGUUCGAAGGCACAAGAAGCAGUCCAGCUCAUGGCAGCUUCGAAGGCCCAGAGCACAGCGUUGCGCUUGACGCUGGCGCGACACAGCAACGGGGACAAAAAUGCCGUUGCCGGAUUGGUGGCCAGUGCCAAGCAGGAGCUAAGCAGCUCGAAAGAUGGUCACAGGAUCGACGCCCGCUUGCUGUCAAUGUUUGGCUUCCUGGCCGCCGUGUCGGGACAGGAGUCGGAACUGGCCAUGUCGGCGCUGGCUGCUGCGCAGAGUGGUCAGGGACGUGGGGCCUUGGAGGCCACUCUUUAUUCCGCCAGCAUGAAGGGUCUCAUACCCUUCCCGCUGUGCCAGAAGAUUUUCCUCUUGGAAAGGGAUUUGCUCUUCCAGCCUUCUAGCUGCUUGCACAGGUUGGAGCUGGCCGUUCUUUUGCAGCAGGGCGCGAAAGCUCUCCAGGAGCCCAGCUUCGCAGCCUCCAUGGCGUUCUUGGCGCAGCUUCCGCUGGACUGUCCCGGCUUAGCCUCGGAGCUGUUCGGCAUGGGCGUGGCAUGGCUGGAAUCUCCUAAUGCCAAAGCUGGCAUCAAGGGCCUUGCCGGAGAUCUCCAUGCGGUCAGUGCCAUACGCAAAGGAAUUCGCGCGGCAAACUACGCCUUGUCGACCCGUGGAAAUUCUUCGAACAGAACUCACCACGAGGAGGUGGCGCGCGCUGCAAAGAUCAUCGCUGCGUUGCCCAAAUUGCCACGGCGCUGUGGCAAAAAGUCCAGUCCACCACCACUGCUGCGGGCACCACAAGAAGAUCCUUGGGGAUGCCCAGAGGCAGUGGUGCAGACCACGUUUUUAACCGACAUUUGA
This is a messenger RNA of Cladocopium goreaui, 1065 nucleotides long. NCBI's taxonomy places the organism in Eukaryota, Dinophyceae, Suessiales, Symbiodiniaceae. The record is from the annotation of a GenBank genome assembly.